AUGAUGCUGCCCACCCCCUUCUCGGUGAAGGACAUCCUCAACCUGGAGCGGCCGGGAGCUACCGGGGGACCCCGCGCAGCUGCCCGCACCCCCGGGGGGGAGGACGAGCCACCGCAGCCGCUUUUUCUUGCUGCAGGAAAAUGUUUGCUCGCCCACCCCUUCGAGGCAGACGAGAAGAAAGCCGACCCCUGCCAGCACCCCAAGCCACGACAGCGACGAAAACCCCGCGUUUUAUUCUCCCAAGCUCAGGUAUUCGAACUGGAGCAGCGAUUUAAACAACAGAAAUACCUCUCAGCUCCGGAAAGGGAGCACCUCGCCAGCGUGCUCAAGCUCACCUCCACGCAGGUGAAAAUCUGGUUCCAAAACCGGAGGUACAAGUGCAAGAGGCAAAGGCAGGACAAAUCCCUGGAGCUGGCUGCCCACCCGCUGCCCCCGCGCAGGGUGGCCGUGCCGGUGCUGGUCAGGGAUGGCAAACCCUGCCUCGGGGGCUCCCAGCCUUACCCAGCCCCGUACAGCAUCACCGCCAGCCCUUACUCCUAUAGCUCCUACUACAGUGCCUAUAGCAACAGCCCGUAUGGUGCCAGCUACCGGGGGGGCUACACCGGGCUGCCCCCCAACGCCGUCCCCACCGUGAGCUUGGGCACGGCCGGCGCUGCUCAGCACCAGCCCGCCUGCCUGCAAGCGGGGAUCAGGGUUUGGUAG
Molecule: messenger RNA, 702 nt
Organism: Tyto alba (common barn owl)
Lineage: Eukaryota; Metazoa; Chordata; Aves; Strigiformes; Tytonidae
Gene: NKX2-6
Product: NK2 homeobox 6
Exons: 2
Coding region: 1-702 (233 amino acids)
Biological process (GO): cell differentiation; regulation of transcription by RNA polymerase II
Cellular component (GO): nucleus
Molecular function (GO): DNA-binding transcription factor activity, RNA polymerase II-specific; RNA polymerase II cis-regulatory region sequence-specific DNA binding
Source: RefSeq, a predicted model, not a curated record